This is a messenger RNA of Bursaphelenchus xylophilus (pine wood nematode), 3049 nucleotides long. The record is from the annotation of a GenBank genome assembly. NCBI's taxonomy places the organism in Eukaryota, Metazoa, Nematoda, Chromadorea, Rhabditida, Aphelenchoididae.
AUGUUUCUAACAGCCUUGAUAGCCUUCACCCUAGCAGCCGGAACCUUGGCGGCUGGCCCAAAUAAGCCCCUUCGACUUCCUCCCCAGUACAUCCCAGAAGUCCUUGUUCGUGACCGGGUCCUCGACGGUGACGGUGUCAAAGUUUUCUCAGAUUUCUGGUUCAAGUCCAUGUGAGUUUACUGCGGUUCAAAUUCAAAGUAUAACUUUCUGGUUUUCGGCAAAGAACGUUCUCAAAAUUUUGAACGCCCUAUUACAAAUUAUCGCACCUUUUCCUACUGUAGAGAGUAUUGUCUCCACAAAAAAUAAACGGCAAAAAUUUGGCCAAAAGGCGAUUUUAUCGCUGGCCACACUCCGCCUUUUGCGUACUCCUCGGCGGCCUGUUAGAUUAUAAGCACCAGGGGGAUGUUUCACGUACAAAAGGGCCCUAACUUGAGUUAGCGGCAUCACGCAAAAAGAGGAGAGAGCAGAGAAAAAGAGGAGUGGUAACUUGAGUGAUCCCUCUUCUUUUUGAUUGGCGAAUCGGGCGACUUUUUAUGGACUUGGCCGGACAUUUUAGGCCAUAACUUUUGAUACAGUGGACCAAUUUACGCCCUUCCAAAAAAAUAUUAAUGCUGGCGGUACACAGAAUAUACACAUAUAAAUUUCUAAAUUUUCCUUUUAAAUUAUGCAAAACAUAUGCAAAUUUUUCCCUUGGUAUUUAAGAUGCAAGAUCCGGAAAAAAUUGUGAUACCAUCAUACGCAGCGUGGUCCCAGCUUUAAAACUUUCUUAAAAAUUUGCAAAUUGGUUUACUGUGACAAAAGUUAUGACCAAAAAAUUCUCGCCCACUGUUGCGCCGGUCAUUACUCCUGAUACAGUGUACCAAUUUACACCCUUCAAAAGACCCUUUGAUGCUGAGAGCGUAACAAACGUGUCCAUAUAAAGAUUUUAAUAAAAGACGAGCUUUAAGAUACCAAGAAAAAAAUUUGCAUAUAAUUUGCAUAAUUUAGAAGAAAAAUUUACAAAUUUAUAUCCAUGUAUUCUGUGUACCACCAGCAUUAAUAUUUUUUUGGAAGGGCGCAAAUUGGUCGACUGUACCAAAAGUUAUGGCCCAAAAUGUGCGGCCAAAGUCGAUAAAAAGUCAGGUCACUCGAGUUACCGCCCCUCUUUUUCUCUGCUCUCUCCGCUUUUUCUGUGAUGCCGUUAACUCGAGUUAGUGCCCUUUUUGUACGUGAAACAUCCCCCAGAAAUUGCCCGCUAAAUAUCGGAUAUAUAUGUUUUGUGAUGCUUGGCUAAGUUUCCUCUUUUCAGCAGCGACAAGCACCGAGCGCCGAUCGCCAACCUCACCCACUGCGUGUUCUCGCAACUCGGCGGUAGCUUCGUGGACCUCAUCAACUCCCGUCAUGGCGCCAGUUCCGCCGGUUUUGCCCGCUUCCUCAACCAAGGCAUUGACAGAUGUGUGAGGAACACGACCGAUACGGCGGUUAUUGCCGCCAGCAAUGUUUGGCUGCGAUACAUGAAGAUUGUGGUUCAAUAUGAACAGGAGAAGUUAGCUAAUCGUUCAAAACGUGAUAUUGGUGAGGACGGAUCGGAAAACUCGUACCUGGAACGUGUCAGCUAUAGCGACCGAAUGCCGAGCCAACUCGCGUUCUGCAAAGGGUAGGGUUCGAAUUGCAGGACACGUAUCAGUCUGUCGAGAAAAUGGUGAGCAGAAUGUCGCUACGCCGACCGCGCCGCUGAAGUGAAAAGCAAUUGGAUUUUGCCGCGACGCAAUUCAUUUUCUCGACGGCAGAUUUUCGAUGCGACAUUGUGCUCAUUAUUUUCCCGACAGACUGAUGCUCCAUGUGCGACGCUCAGAUUUUGACGAAACGUGGCACUUAAAUAUCAAAAAAUUUACUGAACUUUUCUGAUUUAGAAUAUGUAAAGAUUAGCUGCCAAAUUUUGGUUUGUAAGGGUAAAAAAAUCCUCAGAACUUUUCUCGCAACACCACGCAAAUGAUUUUUUUUUUUUAUCACCACGGUUUUACCAAAUGAAACGCUUUGCUUUGAGCUAUAGUAAAUCCUGGCAUCUGGACAAGCCUUACAAUAUCAAAUUUGAUUAAUAAUACUACACCUUAAUUAGUAUAAUAGUUCCAAUAUAAAAAAAGGGAAUUUGUGUGGUGUUGCGAGAAAUGUUCUGAGGAUUUUUUCACCCUGGCAAACCAAAAUGAGGCAGCUAACUUUUACAUAUUCCGAAUCAGAAAAAUUUUACGAUUUUUUUGAUACAUGCGCAAAACUGGCAAAGAUAUGGCUGAAAAUUUUGUUACUCUAUGACCGCUCUCCGCGUUUUGCGUACUCUCUCUGCCGAAAAUAUCGUUUCAUAUCUCGGGUUCUAUUGUAAAACGCGAGCUAAGGGUUCCAGGAGUUGAUAUGUGGCCUAUCGUCGAAGCGUGUGCAAAGUGUAAAGAAAAUCUGAGAGUCGCACUUGGAGUACGUCCUCUUUUGAUAUAUCCGUUGUAAUAAUGGAUGAAUCUACUUGAACUUUAGAAUAGACCACUGGCCAAGGCCAUGCCGUAAAAUGCCUUCGAAAAGUGGUCUUGACCUCAAUGAAUUGCUGGAUGUGCUGGGCGCUUGGACCUUUAUAAUCGACGAGCUCUUCCCCGGACUGUAAGGUUUUCUUUUGUCUACCUUUCUACAGUAAGGGACCGGAUCCAGUGGCAAAAAACGUCUCAUUUUGCAUCCCGGAAGGGACCUAAACGUCUCCAAUCCCUUCCCUUCUCUAGGCUAAAAAACCUCGAUUUCAAGAGCCCGCCUUGAAGGAAAGGGCGCGCUUUUCAAAGCGGAGUUUUUUAGCUUAGAGAAGGGAAGGGUUUGGAGACGUUUUUUGCCAUUGGAUCAGGUCCCUCACUGUAUUAGAUCCGACAUUCAUUUCAGCGGCUGCCAGCUUGACUUGGAGGCGCGGCUAAACCCCAAGUUGACCGAGCACCAUCGACCCAACGACAACUACGAACUGAUCAGCGGUUGCGACGACAAAGACCUCAAGUUGGCCGGCGGCAUCCUCAAAAAGCUUAUGCAGAAGUCUUCGAAAAAUUGA